CUUGCUAUCUUUUAUUAUAAAAGCAAGGUCCUUAAUGCUUUGCCUUCACAGUUCACACAACAACUUGCACAUGGCUUCUCCCUUGGCUUCCUCCUUCCCCCUUGGAAGCACCAGCAUGGUGUCUGCCACCACGACCAUUCGCACCCCCUCUUUCUCUCCCUGUUUUCCUAGAAAUACACAAGUUUCUAAAGUCGGAAAGCAAUACCACCAUCUUACUACUAGAGUGGCAUGCAGAGCUACAAAUGGUGACCAACACAAUAUUAAUAAUGGACAAAAUCCUCAAGGGAAGUUCGAUAGAAGAGAUGUACUCCUCGGCCUCGGAGGCAUGUAUGGUGCUGCCAAUCUCUGCAAUGACCCGUUUGCGUUGGCAGAUCCGAUAUCCGCGCCGGACUUGACAAAGUGUAGCGAGGCAGACCUUCCAGAAGGCGCACUACCAGUCAAUUGCUGCCCACCGGCAUCCAAGAAGAUCAAAGACUUUGUUUUACCUAGCCAAAACUCUCCCUUACGUGUUAGGCCUGCCGCUCAUUUGGUUGAUAAGGAUUACAUAGCCAAAUAUAACAAAGCCAUUGAGCUCAUGAAGUCCCUCCCAGCUGAUGACCCGCGUAGUUUCACCCAACAAGCUAAUGUCCACUGCGCCUACUGCGACGGGGCUUACACACAAGUCGGUUUUCCAGACUUGGACCUCCAAGUUCACGAUUGUUGGCUCUUCUUUCCAUUCCAUCGCUACUACGUGUACUUCUACGAGAAAAUAUUGGGCAAGUUGAUUGGCGAUCCCACCUUUGCCUUGCCAUUCUGGAACUGGGACUCCCCUCCUGGCAUGCAAUUGCCAUCCUUGUAUGCUAUCUCCAACUCAGCACUCUAUGACGCUCUGCGCAACGCCAACCACCAGCCACCGACCCUACUUGAUCUUGACUACAGCGGUACCGACGAGUCAUCGACAAAAACAGAUCAAUUCUCUAGCAACCUCAAAAUCAUGUACCGGCAGAUGGUCGGCGCCAAGAACCCUACGCUAUUUUUCGGCAGCCCUUAUCGGGCUGGGGAUGAUCCUGACCCAGGUGCUGGCUCAAUCGAGACCACUCCCCACAAUAAUGUCCACCUAUGGACCGGUGACGACACCCAACCUAAUAUCGAGGACAUGGGGAACUUCUACUCGGCCGGUAGAGAUCCAAUCUUUUUCGCUCACCAUUCCAAUGUGGACCGAAUGUGGACCAUAUGGAAAACAUUAGGAGGGAAACGAAAAGAUAUCACAGACCCAGAUUGGUUGAACUCCACAUUUUUCUUCUAUGAUGAAAAUGCAGAUCCUGUUCGUGUUAAGGUUAAGGACUGCCUUGAUAACACUAAGCUGAGAUAUGUUUAUCAAGAUGUGGAGAUUCCAUGGGCAAAGACCAAGCCGACACCUCGUAAAUCUAAGGUUAAGAAAGUGGCGAAAGUCUUUCCAGUCGGACAUGGUGGUGUAGCACAAGCGGCUGAAACACCGAGCGUUAAGUUUCCGAUUGUUUUGGACAAGGUGAUAAGUACUGUUGUCGCUAGGCCCAAGAAAUCGAGGAGCAAGAAAGAAAAGGACGAGGAGGAAGAAGUUUUAGUGAUUGAGGGCAUUGAGGUUGAGAGAGAUAUUCCAGUGAAGUUUGAUGUUUUUAUCAACGACGAGGAUGACGCACCAACCGGGCCUGGAAACACGGAGUUCGCAGGAAGCUUUGUCAGCGUGCCGCAGCAGAAGCAGGGGAAGAAGAAGAAAACUUACCUGAGGAUAGGAAUCUCUGACUUGUUGGAAGACUUGGGAGCUGAAGAUGAUGACAGCGUGGUGGUGACUUUGGUACCCCGGUUCGGGAAAGGGCAGGCCACCAUUGGUGGGAUCAAGAUCGUGCUUAUUGGUUGAACUCAAUUAGAAAUUGUUUGCGGUGGUCCUUGCAUUAUUGGUCAAUAUUAUGGGAAAAUUACUUAAAUAAUUUAAUGUUUGGGUCGAACCUUUUCAUAUUU
Molecule: messenger RNA, 1977 nt
Organism: Juglans microcarpa x Juglans regia
Lineage: Eukaryota; Viridiplantae; Streptophyta; Magnoliopsida; Fagales; Juglandaceae
Product: polyphenol oxidase, chloroplastic-like
Exons: 1
Coding region: 35-1876 (613 amino acids)
Biological process (GO): pigment biosynthetic process
Molecular function (GO): catechol oxidase activity
Source: RefSeq, a predicted model, not a curated record